Anoplopoma fimbria (sablefish) is the source of this 1423-nucleotide messenger RNA. RefSeq names its product coiled-coil domain containing 90B (gene ccdc90b). Gene Ontology annotation, cellular component: mitochondrion. The transcript is spliced from 9 exons. Lineage: Eukaryota; Metazoa; Chordata; Actinopteri; Perciformes; Anoplopomatidae. Bases 147 to 854 code for a protein of 235 amino acids. The record is from RefSeq and is a predicted model, not a curated record.
CUGGUCUUCCACGGGACUUCCUGGUUCUUGCAGCCUGUUCUGUCUGUCGGCAGAGUUUCACUAGUUUAAGAGUUUAAUAGAGUUUAAUUAAACUUUAUUAAACUCUAUUAAACUCUAUUAAACUCUUAAAACACAACAGAGUCGGGAUGAACGCGCUGCUGCGGCGGGCCGGAGCCGGAGCGUGGAGAGGUUUCCACGUGUCAGCUCCCGCGGCGACCUUUGACCUGAGGAAGGUUGAAUUAACGCCUCUGGAGCAACGUAAACUCACCUUCGACUCCCACGCCAUGGUGACGGAGCUCGAGAGCAGCGGUUUUGAGAAGCGUCAGGCGGAUCUGAUCGUUUCCGCUCUGGUUACCUUGACGACGGCCAACAUUGACAUCGUCUACAGAGACAUGGUGACCAAAUCACACCAGGAAAUCACAGUGCAGCAGAUCAUGGCUCACCUGGACUCCAUCAGGAAGGACAUGGUGAUUCUGGAGAAGAGCGACUUCGCCAACCUGAGAUCUGAAAACACGAAAAUGAAACGAGAGUUGGAGCAGAUACACAACCGACUGAAGGAGGAGAGUCUGAAAGUCCGAGCUGAAACCAAACUGGACAUCAACCUUCAGAGCAGCCGGAUCGCUGACGUGUUUUCUGAACAGGAGAAGAAGCUGAUGGAGGCGAGCACAGAGUUCCAUCACAAGAAAGCCGACCUGGAAAACUACAACAUGGAGAUCAACCGUAAGAUCGACCUUCAGGUGGCGUCGCUCAAAACUGUCCUGGAGUCUCUCAAACUGGAGACGAUCCGCUACCUGGCAGCGACGGUGUUCUCCUGCCUGGCCAUCGCUCUGGGAGUCUACCGGCUCUGGAGGUGAACCGUCCACAGCCGGAACUCUUUUAACUCGUCUUCCUCCUCCGCAAAAAGUAGUUCCAGUGAACUCAGCUGCUGCUACAAAACGUCACAAUUUAAUGUUCAAAGUCAAAUGUUACUUCAGUACAGAAGUAUCGUCAGCAAAAGUAAAGCAUGCAGAAGAAUUAGAGUGUACUUAUACUUUAAAGUACCAAAGCACAUUUACUCAUGUACAGUAUGCAAGAACAGUGUAGAGGUAUUUGUACUUUACCUGAGUAUUUUUUUAAUGCUGCUUGAUAUUCUACAUCACUACAUUUAAUUUACUUAAGUCUGAAGCAGUACAAGUACAACAAUUUAAAAAAAGCUUCCUGCUUUCAAAGUCAUACUUCAGUAAAAGUAAGUUCUGAUACUUUGAAUGAUUUUUAAUGCAGUCACUGUUAAUGCAGUACUUUUAUAUUUGAUAUUUUUAAGAAGUGAAUAUUUAAUGAACCUGUUUAUAAGAUUUAUUUGAUAAUUAUGUUUUGAAUUUGAUGGUUGGGUUGUUGAUUAUUGUUUCAAAUGUAGAAACAUUCAUUGUGUUUGAUUUUAUUUGAU